AUGUCCUACAUCCCAAGCAGCCAGCAGCGCCACAUGCGCGCCUGCAUGGUCUGCUCCAUCGUGCGCACGUACUCGCAGUUCAUGCAAUCUGGCUGUCCGAAUUGCGAAAGCUUCCUCGAACUCACCGGAAACGGCGACGCCAUCUCCGACUGCACCAGCCAGGUUUUCGACGGCCUGCUGUCGGUCAGUAACACAGAGAGGAGCUGGGUCGCAAGAUAUCAGCGGUUGGAGGGAUACGUUCCGGGCGUGUAUGCGAUCCAGGUGGAGGGAAUCCUGCCCGAGGAUGCCGUCGUGGCCGCUGAGAAUGCUGGCAUACACUACAUACCCCGCGACGGUAGCGUUAGCGAGGCCCUUCCCACCGAGGGUUGA
Lindgomyces ingoldianus is the source of this 369-nucleotide messenger RNA. RefSeq names its product transcription initiation Spt4. Gene Ontology annotation, biological process: regulation of transcription elongation by RNA polymerase II; positive regulation of DNA-templated transcription, elongation; mRNA processing. The coding region runs from base 1 to 369 and encodes 122 amino acids. Gene Ontology annotation, cellular component: DSIF complex; nucleus. Gene Ontology annotation, molecular function: zinc ion binding; RNA polymerase II complex binding. The transcript is spliced from 2 exons. NCBI's taxonomy places the organism in Eukaryota, Fungi, Ascomycota, Dothideomycetes, Pleosporales, Lindgomycetaceae. The record is from RefSeq and is a predicted model, not a curated record.